Penicillium vulpinum is the source of this 1503-nucleotide messenger RNA. Its product is annotated as UbiD family decarboxylase. The transcript has 2 exons. Gene Ontology annotation, biological process: ferulate metabolic process; cinnamic acid catabolic process. The record is from RefSeq and is a predicted model, not a curated record. Gene Ontology annotation, molecular function: carboxy-lyase activity. Lineage: Eukaryota; Fungi; Ascomycota; Eurotiomycetes; Eurotiales; Aspergillaceae. Bases 1 to 1503 code for a protein of 500 amino acids. Gene Ontology annotation, cellular component: cytoplasm.
AUGAUAAAUACUGAGCCUCACCUCUGCUUCCGGUCAUUUGUCGAGGCCUUAAAGGCCGACAAUGAUCUGGUUGAGAUCGACUCUCCGAUUGACCCCAACCUCGAAGCGGCCGCCAUUACUCGUCUAGUCUGUGAAACGGACGACAAGGCCCCGCUCUUCAACAACAUCAUUGGUGCCGAGAAUGGUCUCUUCCGCAUCAUGGGUGCCCCUGCAUCUCUUAGGAAGUCCCCGAAGGAUCGCUAUGGCCGACUUGCACGGCACUUGGGCCUGCCACCGACCGCAUCUAUGCGCGAAAUCAUUGACAAGAUGCUCUCGGCUAGCACCAUGGCUCCCAUCCAGCCCAACAUCGUGUCUACCGGUCCUUGCAAAGAGAACUUCAUCGAAGAAAGCCAUAUUGAUCUGACUAAGCUCCCUGCACCCAUGAUCCACCAGGCCGAUGGAGGGAAGUACAUCCAGACCUACGGAAUGCAAAUUAUCCAAUCCCCUGAUGGAUCUUGGACUAACUGGUCUAUCACCCGCGCUAUGAUCUCGGACGAUAGGCAUCUGACCGGUCUAAUUAUUGAGCCUCAGCAUAACUGGCAGAUCCACCAGAUGUGGAAGAAAGAAGGUCGCGAUGCCCCGUGGGCUCUGGCAUUCGGUGUUCCACCUGCUGCUAUCAUGGCCUCGAGCAUGCCCAUCCCCGACGGUGUGAGCGAGGCUGGAUAUGUUGGCGCCAUGACUGGUUCCGCCUUGGAUCUAGUCAAGUGCGAUACUAACGAUCUCUUCGUGCCUGCCACAUCUGAGAUCGUCUUCGAAGGUACCCUUUCUAUCACGGAGGAGGGCUCUGAGGGUCCUUUUGGUGAAAUGCAUGGCUAUAUUUUCCCUGGAGAAAGCCACGUGGGUCCCAAGUAUAAGGUCAACCGCAUCACUUACCGCAAUAAUGCCAUCAUGCCCAUAUCAUCUUGCGGUCGACUGACCGAUGAGACUCAAACCAUGAUCGGCCCGCUGGCAUCUGCCGAGAUCCGCAAGAUCUGUCAACAAGCCGGUCUCCCGGUAACCGACGCCUUCACGCCGUUCGAGUCCCAGGUGACCUGGCUUGCUUUGAGAAUCGACACCGCAAAGCUACGGGAGAUGAAGACUACCACAAAAGAGUUCUCCAAGAAGGUUGGAGACCUGGUAUUCAAUUGCAAGGCCGGCGGCACCACCCACCGGAUAGUGCUCUGUGGCGACGACAUUGAUGUUUACAAUGGCAAAGAUGUUAUGUGGGCUUUCUCGACUCGCUGCCGUCCUGGCCUGGACGAGACCUUUUUUGAGGAUGUGCGCGGGUUCCCCCUUAUUCCAUACAUGUCACAUGGGAAUGGAUCGCCAGUGAAGGGCGGAAAGGUCGUUUCUGAUGCUCUUCUCCCAUGUGAGUAUACUAUUGGGAAAGACUGGGAGGCAGCUGAUUUUGAGAGCUCGUAUCCUGAGGAGAUCAAGCAAAAGGUUUUGGCCAACUGGACGAAGAUGGGAUUCCGGGAGGAGUAA